AUGGCGACCACUACGGCCCUGAAGAUCAAAUCCACCAAGCAAUGGACCAUUGGCACAGACAUCCAGGGUUCCGAACGACUUAAUGGUGUAAGCUAUCAGGAAGACGCACUCGUCACCUACGGAAACUAUCAAUAUGUGACUUUCUACGAAACUGCUCCAGCCGGAUACCUGAAUCAUUUUGUUCGCUUAGGCCGAAGAAAGAUCUCACCUAGUAUUGCGGAUUGGGAGUAUCUUACGCUCGAUGAUUAUACUCAAAAAACAAUGGAUGGACACAACAUGAUUUCUAUGGGUAUUUCUGGUGAUGGAAAGAUUCAUCUUAGUUUUGACCACCAUGAUGUACCCAUCAACUACCGAGUCUCAAAAGCAGGCAUCGCCAAAGAUGUCCCGUCUAAAUGGUCUUCAGAGCUGUUUGGGCCAGUCGUUCACACAUUGGAUGGAUCGCAAGGACCCUAUUCGCCUUUGACAUACCCUCGUUUCGAACCGCUUCCUAAUGGCGAUCUGCUUCUCGAGUUUCGCAUUGGACAGUCUGGAUCUGGUGAUAGUUACAUCCAUCGCUACAGUUCCUCCACAGGCAAAUGGCAAGCUCAAGGGAUGUACAUCCAAGGCGAUGACAAUAACGCGUACAUCAACGGCCUUGACUACCUUGACGGAAAGCUUUACACAUCUUGGACUGUACGGGAGACACCGAAUGCUGACACUAAUCACGGCGUUUAUUUCGCGUACUCUAAUGACGACGGCAUGACAUGGUUCAACACAAACGGCACUAAGCUUACAAAGCCUAUCUCGACUUCUGAUGCAAGCACUCUUAUCUGGGAUAUACCACAGAACAGUCGCAUGGUCAAUCAAGAGGGUCAGCUUGUCGAUACCAAGGGACGUUUCCACAUCCUCAUGAGAGAUUUGCUGUCUGGAAAGCACCUCUACCAGCAUUACCUGCGAGACACCAACGGAAAAUGGACCAAAAACGCGAUAAACCCAGCCGGUCUCAAUGGUCCCGAUCUCUACGACCCACGAGGCAAACUGGCUGGAGACGCGACAGGCGAGUACCUGUUCGGACUUCUUCCAGACCCUGUGAAGCAGUCAACAGGGAUCUAUGUGGCGACGGCUUCCAAGGGCUUCAAGGACUGGAUGUCUCUUGCUGAGAUCCCUAAUACGGCUACAGAACCUCUCUUCGACAGGACAAGGUUACAUGAGUUUGGUGUUUUGAGCGUUUUUGUGAGACAAGCUGGUGGGUUCCCGGACAGGAAGCUGCAGGUGUGGGAUUUUGAGUUGGAUUUAUAG
Molecule: messenger RNA, 1278 nt
Organism: Fusarium graminearum PH-1
Lineage: Eukaryota; Fungi; Ascomycota; Sordariomycetes; Hypocreales; Nectriaceae
Exons: 4
Coding region: 1-1278 (425 amino acids)
Source: RefSeq, a predicted model, not a curated record